Messenger RNA from Neolamprologus brichardi, 4892 nucleotides. NCBI's taxonomy places the organism in Eukaryota, Metazoa, Chordata, Actinopteri, Cichliformes, Cichlidae. The record is from RefSeq and is a predicted model, not a curated record.
AUGUACGGGGCGACGCGGCGGGCCUGCUCGGGCUCUGGUCGGGACCGGAGCUCGCUGAUGCUGACCACCGCGCUCCUUCUCUCGGUUAUCGGGCUGCUGUCCGGCUUGCCUGGCUUCACCGAGGCCAAGGAGUGCGAUAAGCCGUGUAUGAACGGCCAGUGUAACACCGCCACUGGCGAAUGUGUAUGUUUCCCCGGCUGGGUUGGGGACCAAUGCCAGCACUGCGGAGGGCGAUUCAGAUUGACGGGGCCCUCUGGUUAUCUGACUGACGGUCCAGGAAACUACAAAUACAAGACCAAGUGCACCUGGCUCAUUGAGGGACAGCCCAACACCAUUCUGCGAUUACGGUUCAACCACUUUGCUACUGAAUGCAGCUGGGACCACCUCUACGUGUACGACGGCGACUCCAUCUAUGCGCCCCUUCUGGCGGCUUUCAGCGGUCUGAUUAUUCCUGAGCGAUAUGGGAACGAGACCGUCCCGGAGGUGGUGUCUCAAUCUGGCUACGCCCUGUUGCACUUCUUCAGCGAUGCUGCCUACAACCUGACCGGCUUCAACAUUUCCUACCGAGUGAACACCUGUCCUAACAACUGCUCUGGCCAUGGAGAAUGUCAUGUGGGGAACUCCACUUCUUCUGUGUACUGCGAGUGUGAAAAUUACUGGAAGGGGGAAGCCUGUGACAUCCCGUACUGCCUGGCUGACUGCGGCGAACCUGAAAGAGGCAGUUGCAAGGACAAGACCUGCGUCUGUACGGCUGGGUGGCAAGGUCCUGACUGCUCCGUCUCGGUUCCUGCCAAUUCCUCUUUUUGGAGCCGAGAGGAGUACACUGAGGCCGGGCUGGCCAGGGCUUCCCACAAGGCUGUAGUUGAGCUGGGCGUCAUGUGGGUCAUCGGAGGCUACGUCUUUAACGCCUCCGACUAUCACAUGGUCAAAGCGUAUAACGUCAGCAGCAAGACAUGGAUGAGCCUCGACCCCUCCGUCAACACUGUCACACCACGAUACGGCCACUCGCUAGCCCUGCACGAGGGUAAAAUCUACAUGUAUGGCGGAAAGAUCGAUGCUACAGGAAAUGUCUCCAGCCAGCUGUGGGUUUUCCACAUCCAGAAUCAGACCUGGGUCCUUUUAAGCCCCAGGGCCAAGGAGCAGUACGCCGUGGUGGGACACUCUGCCCACAUUGUGCCUCCUGUCCACGAGGGGGACGGCCCCGUCAUGCUAGUUCUGUUCGGGCACUGUCCUCUGUACGGUUACAUCAGCCAGGUGCAAGAGUACAACAUUGCCAAGAACACAUGGAGCAUCGUGUCUACAGAUGGUGCCCUGGUCCAGGGGGGCUAUGGCCACAGCAGUGUGUUUGACCCCAGCACCAGAGCCAUCUACAUCCACGGAGGCUACAAAGCCUUCAGCGCCAACAAGUAUGGCCUAGCAGGAGACCUUUACAAGUUUGAUGUGGGCAAGAGGAAAUGGACCAUUCUGAGAGACAGCGGCUUCUUCCGGUACCUCCACACAGCAGUGAUGGUUAGUGGGAUGAUGCUGGUGUUUGGUGGAAAUACCCACAACGACACCUCCAUGAGCCACGGCGCCAAGUGCUUCUCAUCGGACUUCUUGGCCUACAAUUUAGCGUGUGAUGAGUGGACAGUCUUACCUCGACCGGACCUGUACCACGAUGUCAACCGCUUCGGACACUCUGCAAUCUUCAGUGAUGGCGUUAUGUACGUGUUCGGUGGCUUUAACAGUCUACUGCUCAGCGAUGUCCUCACGUACACCUCGCCCAGCUGCUCGGCCUUUUCCAGCCCGACGUCCUGCAGCCAGGCCUGGCCAGGCAUUCACUGCGUGUGGAACGCCACCCAGGAGGCCUGUCUGCCUUGGGAAAGCGACGUUAUCGGCACUGAACAGCAGCAGCAGCCCUCCUGCAACACGAGAUCAUACGGUGAUGCUGAGAGAUGUGACCAGUAUACCGACUGUUACAGUUGCACCGCCAACACCAACGGCUGCCAGUGGUGUUCGAGCCAAUGCGUGUCUCUUGGAAGUAACUGCACCUCUGCAUCGGGGGCCAUAGCCGAGUAUGAAGUUUGCCCCAAGGACAACCCGUCGUACGUGUGCAACAAGAAAACAAGCUGCAAGAGCUGUGCUGUGGACCAAAACUGUCAGUGGGAUUCUCGCAACCAAGAGUGCAUCUCGCUGCCAGAGAACGUGUGUGGUGAAAGCUGGCACCUGGUGGGCAACUCUUGUCUGAAAUUCAUCACGACCAAGGACUCGUACGAUAACGCCAAACUGACCUGCAGGAACCACAACGCCGUCCUGGCCUCUCUGACCACGCAAAAGAAGGUGGACUUUGUCCUGAAGGAGCUGCAGAUAAUGAGCGUGGUGUACAAGGCCACUGUGACGCCGUGGGUAGGGCUCAGGAAAAUCAACGUGUCCUACUGGUGCUGGGAGGACAUGUCGCCGUUCACCAACACCACCCUGCAAUGGCUGCCGGGUGAGCCAAGCGACGCCGGGUUUUGCGGCUACCUGGCCGAGCCGGCAGCCACCGGACUGAAAGCUCAAACCUGCAUAAGCCCGGUGAAUGGCAGCCUGUGCGAACGACCAGCCAACCACAGUGCCAAGCAGUGCCGGACACCCUGCGCCAUGAGAACCACCUGCAGCGAAUGCACCAGCAGCAGCAGCUCAGAGUGCAUGUGGUGCAGCAACAUGAAGCAGUGCGUCGACUCCAACGCUUAUGUAGCCUCCUUCCCCUUUGGCCAGUGUAUGGAGUGGUACACCAUGAACACUUGUCCGCCGGAGAACUGUUCUGGAUACAGAACGUGCGGGCAGUGUCUGGAUCAGCCGGGCUGCGGUUGGUGCACUGACCCCAGUAACACGGGAAAAGGUCAGUGCAUCGAGGGCUCCUACCGCGGGCCCUUCCAGACCUCUGUCCCGGCCCCUUCCACCCUUCCUGGUCUGCCCGCCAAUCCUCAGCCAGCCCUCAACGCCAGCAUGUGCCCGAGUGAAUCAAAGUACAACUGGUCCUUUAUUCACUGCCCAGCUUGUCAGUGUAAUGGUCACAGCCAGUGUGUCAACGAAAGCAUCUGUGAGAAGUGCGAGGACCUGACAACCGGCCGACACUGCGAGAGCUGCAUCUCCGGCUUCUACGGAGAUCCGACCAACGGGGGCAGCUGCCAGCCCUGCAAGUGUAAUGGCCACGCAAGCAUGUGCAACCCUAACAAUGGCAAGUGCUUCUGUACCACCAAGGGCAUCAAAGGAGACAGAUGCCACCUGUGUGAAGUCGAGAACCGCUACCAAGGCAACCCCCUCAAAGGAACAUGCUAUUACACGCUCCUCAUCGACUACCAGUUCACCUUCAGCCUGUCGCAGGAAGACGACCGCUACUACACGGCCAUCAACUUUGUGGCCACACCUGAGGAGCCAAACCGAGAUCUAGACAUGUUCAUAAAUGCCUCCAAGAACUUCAAUCUGAAUGUAACCUGGGCCACCAGCUUCACCGCGGGCACCCAGGCCGGAGAGGAGAUCCCCAUCGUCUCUCGGAGCAACAUUAAAGAGUUCAAAGAAAGCUUUUCCAAUGAGAACUUUGAUUUCCGAAACAGCCCCAACAUUACUUUCUUCGUCUACGUCAGUAACUUCACGUGGCCCAUCAAGAUCCAAAUUGCCUUCUCCCAGCACAGUAACUUCAUGGAUCUGGUGCAGUUCUUCGUCACGUUCUUCAGCUGCUUCCUGUCCCUGCUCCUGGUGGCCGCCGUAGUUUGGAAGAUCAAACAGAGCUGCUGGGCGUCACGGCGGCGAGAGCAACUGCUGAGGGAGAUGCAGCAGAUGGCCAGCCGGCCUUUUGCCACCAUCAACGUCGCCUUGGAGACUGAGGAGGAGCCGCCUGACCUCAUAGGAGGAAACGUCAAGUCCGUCCCAAAACCCAUCGCCCUCGAGCCUUGCUUUGGCAACAAAGCCGCCGUGCUCUCCAUCUUUGUACGGUUACCCAGGGGCACCGGCGGAAUCCCUCCUCCAGGACAGUCUGGUUUGGCCGUGGCCAGCGCGCUGGUCGAUGUAUCUCAGCAGAUGUGUGUGGGGUACAAGGAGAAGUCUGGCGGACUGAGGAACCGUAAACAGCAGCCCACAGCACAGCCAUCCACCUGCAUCUGACUGCAUCCCCUGUCCUCUUCUACCAUCCCAACACCAAAAGCUCUCCCAUCAGCCUCCCCCACCCUCCCCUCGCCUCAGCCCCAUCCUUCAGAGACUCCCACCAGCUCCGUUCUGGCAGGGAGAGGUGCAUGCUGGGACGCAGGACUUGAACGUUUUGGUGAAGGGGGCCGAGACAUCUGGCAGACUGCAGCCUCAGAGGUCUCCCCCUUCCUGUCUUCCUACAGGAACUUUGAUGCUUGGAGUCCCCUCGAACCGAUCGACAGAAACUAGACACAGAGAGGGGGGAGGGAGGGAGGAAGGAAGGAAGGGACAGAGCAGGUGCUGACCCCUCCCCUCCCCCUCAAUGAAACAUUUUACAUUUGUCGACACCACCUCGUUAGUCGAGGCGGCCACGGCUUGCUGCUAGAAGAGAUCCUUGUCUCGUAGUUUUUGACAAAACAAAAAACAAAACAAAAAAAAUCCAGAGACUUUGCGACCAUCUAUGUUCGCAUUUUAUUUAAGUUAUUGUUGUUCUUUCUUUUGUAUUGUGUUAUUUCAGAGGCAGGAACAAAACUGGAAACGCACACACAAAAACGCAUAACACACACUUCAGCAAGCCCUUGUACCCAUUUGUAGCCCAUUGUCACCUGCUGUCAUGUUCACAGCUCAGCACUGAGGGCCGUUGUCACUGGAGUCCUGCACAGUUUGGCCUCCGAGCAAGCUAACAGCAUGUUCAGUCUUCCUUUAAUGAGGAUCCACUGUAGGAGGUUGCCUGUGUAGCCAGAGCCCAU